Messenger RNA from Cheilinus undulatus (humphead wrasse), 2138 nucleotides. RefSeq names its product heat shock transcription factor 1 (gene hsf1). Bases 271 to 1824 code for a protein of 517 amino acids. The transcript has 14 exons. Gene Ontology annotation, molecular function: DNA-binding transcription factor activity; sequence-specific DNA binding. The record is from RefSeq and is a predicted model, not a curated record. Gene Ontology annotation, biological process: regulation of DNA-templated transcription. Lineage: Eukaryota; Metazoa; Chordata; Actinopteri; Labriformes; Labridae.
UGACGUUUUCACCGUGCGACAGUCGGUUCCUUGCGCAGUUGUUGUUGUAGUUGGUCCGUGGGGUUCUCCGGAGUGUAGAGAGAUUUUAGAGAACCUUCUACCAGAACACAGAGAGCAUGGAGACCCUUGGAGGUUAGAACCAGUCUGGUCUCUGUGUUCCCCCCUCACAGGGCCCUCAUCUCCCCGUCUCAGCAGCAGGCUAACUGUUAGCAUCAUUAGCUCAGAUUAGCUCCGUGGGUGAGAAUAAUCCGGGGUGUGUUUGGACCUGGGAUGGAGUAUCCCGCUGGAGGAGGGGGAGCGGGGAUCAGUGGGAACGUUCCUGCCUUCCUGACCAAACUGUGGACCCUGGUGGAGGACCCGGAUACAGACCCGCUGAUCUGCUGGAGCCCGAGUGGGACCAGCUUCCACGUCUUCGAUCAGGCUCGGUUCUCCAAAGAGGUUCUUCCAAAGUUCUUCAAGCAUAACAAUAUGGCCAGCUUCAUCAGACAGCUCAACAUGUACGGUUUCCGUAAGGUCGUUCACAUCGAGCAGGGUGGGUUGGUGAAACCUGAGAGAGACGACACAGAGUUCCAACAUCCGUUCUUCAUCAGAGGACAAGAACAUCUGCUGGAGAACAUUAAACGUAAAGUGACCACGGUUUCAUCUGUACGUCAGGAGGAGAUGAAGGUAUCUGCAGAUGACGUAAACAAGAUCCUGAAUGAUGUGCAGGUGAUGAAAGGAAAACAGGAAACCAUCGACUCCAGGAUCAUCGCCAUGAGACAUGAGAACGAGGCUUUGUGGAGAGAAGUCGCCAGUUUGAGACAGAAACAUGCUCAGCAGCAGAAAGUCGUCAACAAGUUGAUCCAGUUCCUGGUGUCUCUGGUCCAGUCCAACAGGAUUAUGGGACUUAAGCGGAAGUUGCCUCUGAUGCUGAAUGACUCUAGCUCCGCCCACUCCAUGCCUAAAUACAGCCGGCCAUUCCCAUUGGAGCACAUGCAGGCAACAGCCACGUUGUUCUCAGCUGACUCCCCGGUAACCUCCGGACCAAUCAUCUCUGACAUCACAGACGUAGUCACGCCCACUGCACAGGAUGCAGACAGUGAUUGGACAGAAGAAGGAGAGAUGCAGUCAGUUAUCAAACAGGAACCAGCCAGCCCUGAUGUGGAAGCUGUUGCUGUUCUUGAGGGUGGAGCUUCACAUGCAGACACACCACUCUCCCCAACCACUUUUAUCAACUCCAUCCUGCUGGAACAUGAGACACAGCCGACAUCCAACAGCUCCGCCCCGACAUCAGUCAGUCCCAUCAUUCUGAUGAGCCCUGCGUCCACUGGGCCACUUUCACCAACAGCAGCCGGCCAGUCACCUUCCUCCAUCCCCACCUCAGCAUCCAUCCCCAAUCCGACCUCCAUCCCCUGCCCGACCAAAGCCAAGCACAAAUGUCAGACUGUGGCCUGUAUUGACAGGUCUCAGCUGUCGGAUCACGUGGACACCAUUGACAGCAGUCUGGAGAACCUGCAGAACAUCCUGAACACGCAGAGCUUCAGCUUUGACACCUCGCCGCUGAUGGAGUUCUUUGGUUCCCCCUGUCCAUCCGGGGAUCUGGACCUGGACUCUUUGGAGGAUCUGCUGUCUGGCGACGCCCCUAAAGGAAGUGAUGUCAUUAGCCAUGGCAACCACAAAGGGAAGCAGCUGGUGCAGUACACCUCUCCACAAAUCAGCUCAGGGGAGGGCGGGGCAGACCUUCCCUCUCUGCUGGAGCUGGAGGCGGGGCCUUUCUUAGACUCGCCCACCAAUGACCCAGCUGCCGCCCUACUUAGCCACACCCACUCAGACUCUGACCUCUGACAUCAUCCUGUGUGGAAUAUAUCCCUCCCCAUCGCAACUGGACAGCCAGACUAUGUGGAUGGAUCAGCCGUUGAUCAGCUGAUUGACAGCUGUCAAUCAGAUUUAUUAUUAUUAUACAAAUGAUAAGGAUGGCGUCCUUUCAUGGGUUCUUCUUCUACUGUUUCUUUAACCUUUGUUUCUUCUUCUACUGUUCUCUCCUGGUCUCUGUCCCAGACCUCAUGCCUGUCCCCUCCAGAGUUAAACUCCUGAGUAGUUCUGACUGCUGUUUGUCUCCCUCUGCUGGUUCCUAUCUCCAAGUUCAAUCAGAGGAUUAA